Dendronephthya gigantea is the source of this 2120-nucleotide messenger RNA. RefSeq names its product adenosine 3'-phospho 5'-phosphosulfate transporter 1-like. The transcript is spliced from 2 exons. The record is from RefSeq and is a predicted model, not a curated record. The coding region runs from base 130 to 1473 and encodes 447 amino acids. Gene Ontology annotation, molecular function: 3'-phosphoadenosine 5'-phosphosulfate transmembrane transporter activity. Lineage: Eukaryota; Metazoa; Cnidaria; Anthozoa; Malacalcyonacea; Nephtheidae. Gene Ontology annotation, cellular component: Golgi membrane; endoplasmic reticulum membrane. Gene Ontology annotation, biological process: transmembrane transport.
GAUUGCGCAUCGCUGACAUGUUUGACCUAUGGUUUGACACGUUGGCAAAAGGAAUUAACAGCAAAUAUUUAUUGUAUUAUCUCUAAAGUGUGUAAUAUACACUUGAAAGAACGAAACAUAUGAUUUGAGAUGACAGGAAACUCGCCAGAUCAUCGCCACUUUUGUAUAAGGGGAUACAGAAUCCAAGUUGUGCUUUUUCUUUUUUAUUUCUGGAAUACCGCAGCUGUUUCCGGCGAAGAUGAAAAAUAUGUUCGUCCACCAUGGUACAUAGGGUUAUUCUGGAAUUUACUGGGCUACGCGACUGUUAUCAUUCCUGGGGCCGUUAUUAUUCAUUUGGUAAAAAAAUCUAAUUUAAAUGACAGUCCAGGUCGAGGCUUUCCGUUCAAACUUCUUCAAGCCUUUGUGUAUGGCCAGCCGGAAGAAAAACGUAGCAUUGAAGAGGGUCCAAUCAGAACAGCACCUGAAUCAAAGGAACCGCCCAAACUGGGAGUAACUACAGCAAAGUUGAUCUUCUGCGCGAUUGGUCUACAGGGGUCAUAUCUCACCUGGGGGGUUCUGCAGGAACAGAUUAUGACAGAGACUUAUGAUGAGCUUUCAGAGGAUGGCAUUCUACACAAAGUGAAAUUUGAGGACUCCCAAUACCUUGUAUUUUCUAACAGAGUCCUGGCUUUGAUUGUAGCUGGGGUGUAUAUAUCCAUUGCUGAACAGCCAUACCAUACGGCACCAUUUUUUAAAUACUCUUAUUCUUCCUUUUCAAACAUAAUGAGCAGUUGGUGCCAAUAUGAAGCAUUGAAGUUUGUUAGCUUUCCAACGCAAGUUCUUUGCAAAGCUUCAAAAAUGAUCCCAGUAAUGAUCAUGGGUAAAGUGGUAUCUGGAAAAAGUUAUCCAUAUUCUGAAUAUCUUGUUGCUAUUCUACUUUCAUUUGGCACAAGCUUGUUCCUUUUGUCGCACAAUGCUGACCAUGCUCAUCAUGAUCAACCAACAACAGUUGUAGGACUUUUCAUCCUUCUAGGGUACAUGAUUUUUGAUAGCUUUACAUCAAACUGGCAAUCUGCAUUGUUUAAAAAACACAAGAUGUCUUCAAUGCAGAUGAUGUUCGGCACCAAUGUCUUUUCAAGUGUGUUCACUUUUUGUUCUCUUCUACAAACUGGUGGUCUUGUUCGUUCCUUGUCAUUCACAUCAAGGCAUCCCCGUUUCCUGUAUCAAGUAUUUAUCCUGUCAAUGACAUCUGCAUUUGGUCAGCUGUUUAUAUUCUACACAAUCCAAACUUUUGGUCCAAUUGUGUUUGUAAUAAUCAUGACAGCUCGAAUGAUAUUCAGUAUUGUGCUUUCCUGUAUUAUUUACAAGCAUACCCUGGCAUCACAGGCUAUUUUUGGCGUUUUUGUUGUUUUUGGAGCUAUAUCAUAUCGAAUCUAUGUACGAUACAAAGCGUCAAAGGGUACAGACAAAGUGUCAAUAACACAAAACAAAUAAGGAAAAUUUGACUUCAGAACCUUUUUGAACACAUUUUAUUUAAUGUUUAGUGAGAAGUAGUUAAUAAAAUCAUGUUUUGUUUACACCUUACUGGCAAAAUAAAAAGUGAUUUGGAACAUCCAACCCUUGGUAUUUUGCCUGCAAGCAAAAUAUAAACAAAUGGUUUAUUUUGGUUGGAAAAGUUUAUUCUGUAUUUUGCUUAAUAAAACUAAAGCAGUGUUGAUUAGCAUUAGACCAUUGUAACAAACGUAUGAGUUACUAAUUUGUAAUGUUUUGAUUGUAUCAAAAAAAUAUCAUCUAAUAAUUAUACCAGUGAACUCUUGUCACAAUUUACAUAAAGUAAUGUAAUAUUCUCUUGAAUACCGCAUCCACCCGAAGGGGCGCAGACAAUAUGGCGGACGAAAAUGAUCAACUUUGCAACUAUUGGAAGCUUUCUUCCAAAAAAUUACAUCAAUUACUACAUCGUUUUGUCCAUAUAACGCUUUUCGAAGGGGAGGAAUUGUAUGGUUGGAUUUACACGAUCGAUCCUGUGUCUUAUACAAUCGCUCUUGCCAAAGACAUGGACGUAAGUGAGCAAGAAAAACUAGACUUUCUUGACUCUAGGAUGAUUGUAUUUGUGAUGAGAAAGGCAGUAAGAGAGCUUCGUA